AUGAACACCUCCAAAUUUUUAAUUAUUGGUUUAACCCUUACUACUGCUUUGAUUGGAGCAGCAUUCUAUCUGAACUAAGGUACUCCUCUUGCUGAAAACCCUGCUGAUUACCUUGAUGUAAUUGUUAGUGUAGAUCCUAACCAUGAUGAAAAUGAUUUGACUUGCAAUAAAUGUUUUGCAAGAGCUGAUACUUGUCCUUGUGAUAACUAUUCUAUUUUCUAAUGGGCUACUUGCUACAAGUACAGUGUUCCUACUUGUGAUGAUAGCCCUGCUAGUGAAAGAUAAACCUGUUAUAAGUAUGCCUCAGCUGUUGCUGAUUUGGUAUACCCUUCUGCCAAACAUGAGUUAAAUGCCUGCAAGAACUGGUAUAAAUACUUUGAAAACACAACUGCUGAUGCUAAGUUGAAUAAAAAUAGAUGGUUUGAAUGCUGCUUUGCUGACUCCAGAGUUUUAAGCUUGGCUUAAAAAUCUAAUUUUUACUACAACAGAAUUUUCAAAAAGCUUUAUCUUGAAUGUGGUAAUAUCAAUUAUUGA
Molecule: messenger RNA, 534 nt
Organism: Tetrahymena thermophila SB210
Lineage: Eukaryota; Ciliophora; Oligohymenophorea; Hymenostomatida; Tetrahymenidae
Product: transmembrane protein, putative
Exons: 2
Source: RefSeq, a predicted model, not a curated record